Messenger RNA from Glarea lozoyensis ATCC 20868, 1215 nucleotides. RefSeq names its product (Trans)glycosidase. Gene Ontology annotation, biological process: chitin catabolic process; carbohydrate metabolic process. The record is from RefSeq and is a predicted model, not a curated record. Bases 1 to 1215 code for a protein of 404 amino acids. Gene Ontology annotation, molecular function: chitinase activity; chitin binding. Gene Ontology annotation, cellular component: extracellular region. The transcript is spliced from 4 exons. NCBI's taxonomy places the organism in Eukaryota, Fungi, Ascomycota, Leotiomycetes, Helotiales, Helotiaceae.
AUGUAUGCGGUCUAUCUAAUAUUUGCCAGUAUGAUUUUUGUCACUGCGCAAGCAAGAUAUGUGAUGUAUCUAACAGGGCAACAUCCAGAACCACCAGCCGAUGUAGCUCUUGUGGCAGGUAUAACUCAUGUUGCCUUGGCCUUUAUGUCAUCGAGAUCAUUCAAUCAAGUGUCGAUUGAUGCAACAUCAGAGGCCGCAGAAGUUAAAUGGCCUUUUUUCACCACGGUAAAUAGGACAAGGACACAGUUCCAGAAGGGAACGAAGGUCUUGAUUGCUAUUGGAGGUUGGGGUGAUGAUGAGGGCUUCGAGGUAGCCGCAAGGACGGAAGAAGGACAAGAGCUAUGGGCGAGCAAUGUAGCGAGAAUGGUGACGGAUACUGGAGCAGAUGGCGUCGAUAUUGAUUGGGAAUACCCUGGUGGUAAUGGCGAGCACUACCUACAACCAAAUCAUACAAACCCUACUAAAGCCUGGCAAACAACAGCUUAUCCCAAGCUGCUCAGCACCUUGCGCAAGCACUUGGGCCCAUCAAAGCUCAUCACAGCCGCUGUACCAGGACUUCCGAGGGACAUGUUAGCCUUCACAUCGACAACGAUCCCGAUCAUCCUUCCCUCAAUCGACUUCUUCAAUAUCAUGACCUACGAUCUCAUGAAUCGUCGAGAUAGUCAGACUCUUCACCACGCCGGUGUUCAGGCAUCUUUGACAUCAAUUAAUGCAUACCUCUCCGCUGGAGUUCCAGCUUCCAAAUUGAACGUCGGCUUCGCAUUCUAUGUAAAGUACUUCAGAACUGAUGCCAGCCCCGCUGGACGCAAAAAGUGUCUUGAUGCGUGGAACAUCAAUUCGGGAAUUGGUUGUCCUACCGGCAUCAUGGAAGAUCCCAAAACCGGCGGUGAUCUGGGCAAAACAGGAGGUUUCUCGUGGCAUGAUGGCAUUCCAUCAGAGGUCAGCGAGUCUUUCAAGGCAGCAAAGACUUCUGGGAAAUGGGAUGCUGAAAGAGGUGGAUAUGGCUACUGGGACGAAAAAGAGAAUCUGUGGUGGACGUGGGAAAACGAGAAGGCGAUUGUCGAGAAGGUUGAACGAGUAGUGAAGGCCAAAGGAAUUGAGGGCGCUUUUGCGUGGGGACUAGGAGAAGAUGGUGAUGAAUUUGAGCAUCUUCAAACGUUGAACAAAGCGUACAAUGGUUUGCAAGCUGGACGACACGCACGUAAUGAGCUCUGA